AUGGGUCAGUCAGACUACAGCAAGAAUGGUGAAGCGAGGAAUGCAACAGAUGAAACACCUAGUGCGAGAGACAUCCUGGUGUGCAUACAGGAUGAGCGAUUAGCAUUCAAGAAAAGAUAUCCGUGCUCGAGGUCACUCCUAAGACAGAACAGCAAGUACUUCGAUAGGCUCCUAGAUCCGGACAAAUUCGAGGAGGGUCGCAGAAUAGAGCAAGAGCUACACGAGCGAGCUGCUGGGAACGGCCUCGCCCAUGAGAAGCCGUUGCCUACGAUCACGGUUUCGGACCUCCCCCUUCUGUUCGAAAGACCAUCACGUGCAAAUGAAUCUGAUUUAGCGGAGAUACUUACUCUCUUCCUGCGAAUGCUCCACGGUGUUCAGGUCUCAUGGCCAUUCUCUGGAAUCAAGGAGUUCCGUUCUCUUGAAUUUCUUGCAAGGCUAGCUAUCAUCGCAGACUUCUUCUCCGCGCCGGAUAUUCUUCACGGUUUCGUUAGGAAAGUCCACAACAAUGAGCGAGCUGCAUAUAACGGUCUUUUCGGUAUGAAAAAUAAGGUUCCUGAAACCGUUGUACGGCAACAGCUGCUCAUUGGAAUACUGCUUAGUUUCUCCCCCUGGAUUUGGUCCGGCAGCAAUUAUUUAAUCUGCAAAGGGUCUGGUCACUGGUCGCAAUCAUCACAAGAAGACACUCGGAGUGAUGACGGACAAGUAGCCUGGAACAUGCUCCCAAAUGGCAUAGAGGAGGAGCUUUUUGCCCGGCGUCAAUACGUCCUUCAGACGAUAUCCUCUAUCCAAUCUCAUUUUGUUGGCCUCUAUUCGUCAAAACUCAUUCAAUGCAAGAAGGGCUACGCCAAUUCUACAGAAUGCGACUCCUUUCAACUGGGGGAGAUGAUCAAAUUUUUCACCAGGAAAGGCAGCCUACAAAUGCGAGAUAUGUAUAUGCAGCAAGAGGCAGAAAUCUACAAUGGCGAUAUGCGGGAUCUGAUAGCACGACUCAAGGAAUGUCCUAAGUAUCAGAUUGAUUCUUAUCACCAGCAUUGUGGCGCACGAACACGAAUACUGCCUAUCCUCGAAGCGCUUCAAAAUUUCCCUGACUACGGCAUAUGCAUGUCCUGCUGGCAAACUGACCGCACAAAAGAGAGUUGGCUUGACAAUCCGAGCGGUGGCUAUUGGACAUUCCUAUCUCGAGGUUCGCAAUUCGGGCCGAAUUGUGAUCACAACGGGCAGAGCAAGCGCAUGUACACAGCAGAGACCCGGAAUUGGACGUCAUUUUGA
This is a messenger RNA of Bacidia gigantensis, 1269 nucleotides long. RefSeq lists its product as uncharacterized. NCBI's taxonomy places the organism in Eukaryota, Fungi, Ascomycota, Lecanoromycetes, Lecanorales, Ramalinaceae. The coding region runs from base 1 to 1269 and encodes 422 amino acids. The record is from RefSeq and is a predicted model, not a curated record. The transcript has 2 exons.